Messenger RNA from Cavenderia fasciculata, 861 nucleotides. RefSeq lists its product as uncharacterized. The record is from RefSeq and is a predicted model, not a curated record. The transcript is spliced from 2 exons. Lineage: Eukaryota; Evosea; Eumycetozoa; Acytosteliales; Cavenderiaceae. The coding region runs from base 1 to 861 and encodes 286 amino acids.
AUGAGAAUAGCAGCAUUACAACAAAAUAAACAAAAGAAACUUCUACAACAACAACAACAACAACAACAACAACAACAAAUGAUGGGUGUAGACGAACAACAAAUGCAAGAUGAUGAUAAUGUUGAAAUCAAGAGAAUACACCAUAAUCAUCAAAUAGACUCAUCAUUCUAUAAUGGGUAUGAUGAUGUAGUUUGUAAUGAUCAGUAUUAUAGUCAUGAAAGAAAACAACCUUGUUAUAUGACUGUUGUUGACCCUACUACUAGUAGUGAAGCUACUGAACACCAACUAUUAGAGUUAUUAGGUUGGUUUAUGCCACCACCCGAUAAAUAUUCAUUAUACUUUAACCAAUUUCAAAUUCAACAAUUGAAUUAUAUUAAAGAUACACCUUCAUCAUCAGCAUCAUCAUCAAAAUCAACUUCAACUACCUCGACUCAACAAAAUAUAAAAUGUAAUCAUACACAAUGUAUGAAUCUACCUGCAUUUACAUCGAUGACCGCUUAUGAGAAUCAUUACUAUAGUGUUCAUUGUUACGAAUGUUCAGUGUGUUCUAAAUCACUACCCUCUUAUAAAUGGUUGGAAUGUCAUUUGUUGGAAGUUCACGAUAAAAUGUUUGCUCAACUUGCUCUUAAACAUCAAUUGUUUGACUGUAUUGUAAAUGAUUGUAAACAAAAGUUUUGGACAGACAGAGUACGAAAAGAACAUUUAGUAUCAUAUCACCGAUUUCCAGAAGCAUUUGAAUUCCAUACUCAACCAAUCCUCGAUCAAAUGAUUACUCUUCACCAAAAUAUAGUUCAAUAUCAACAACAAUUACAACAUCAACAACAACAACUACAACAACAACAACAAUCAAGACCAAAUUAA